Sabethes cyaneus is the source of this 953-nucleotide messenger RNA. Its product is annotated as protein obstructor-E-like. Bases 6 to 665 code for a protein of 219 amino acids. The transcript is spliced from 3 exons. Gene Ontology annotation, cellular component: extracellular region. Gene Ontology annotation, molecular function: chitin binding. The record is from RefSeq and is a predicted model, not a curated record. Lineage: Eukaryota; Metazoa; Arthropoda; Insecta; Diptera; Culicidae.
AUAGGAUGGGGCUGGCCAAAUUUGUUCCAUUCCUGAUCGUUGCUGUACUGACCGUGUUCAGUAUAUACGUACAUAGUCAAUCAUGUCCGGAUAAAAACGGUCGCUUUCCUGUUUCGGACGAAUGUGAUGCCUACAUAGAAUGCAUUGAAGGCAUUCCGGAGCGCAAACUGUGCCCCGAUGGUCUGCUGUUCAACGACAAAGCCGGACCAUUUGCCUACCCAUGCCAAUAUCCGAUCGAUGUGGACUGCACCGGACGUCCACGCACUCAGCCUGCGAUUCCGACCGAACAGUGUCCGCAUCAGUUCGGAUACUACAAAGUCGGAGACAGUUCCCAUUGUGGCCAGUUUAUGAACUGUGCCAACGGUAUGGGCUUCGUGCUGGAUUGCCCCUACGGGCUGGCCUUCAACAGCGCUACCUACCAGUGUGACUGGCCCGAUUUAGUCGCUGACUGCGAUGCAGAUGCCUACCUGGGAUUCUCCUGUCCACCGCAAGCGGACGGACUGAUUGCUCCCAUCCGUUUCUAUCGUGCUCCGGACAACUGUCAGAAGUACUUUAUCUGCGUGGAUGAUAGACCGCGGGUUAAUCUCUGUGGUCCAGACUAUGCCUUCAACGAGCUGAUCAAUGCCUGUGAUGGUAUCGAAAAUGUUACCGGUUGUGCAAUUUAAGCAGGAACUGCCAGCAGCAGCAGUUACCACCCACUCAAUACUCAAAACUAUAGUGUACAAUAAUAAUUUAGCCGAAUAGCUCUAGAAUAUGUAGGUUGUUUCUUAACCUACACAAAACCAGUCAGUCACUUUGUAUUUUUUUUUUAAUCAUAACUCACACUGGUCACUUUCACCGUACAGAAUUUUAAGCUCUUCAAAAAUAACUUCUUCAACAAACUUCCUUUGUUUCUGUUCCAACUCUGGCCUGGCGGCCUCGCUAACACUUUUUAUGCCAGGUUUGUGCACCAG